AUGGCGGAUAUGCUAAAAAUGAUAGUAGCCUCCAAUAUACAAACUCAAGUACUUCUUCAAGGCGCUCAUGCAUCCCUGAAAAAUUUAGAGAACACUAUGAGUCAAAUUGUCACUUCAUUAAGUCAAAGUGAGCCACAGAAUCAAGGAAAAUUACUUUCACAGCCUGUUCGGAACCCCAGGGAAAAUGCUAAUGCCAUCACAUUAAGAGAUGGCAAGACUUAUGAUCCACCCACUAUCCCAUUACCUCCUAUCCAAUCUGCCCAAAAAGACAAAGAUGAAACCCCAACCACAACACUCAACCCUAAACCAACUAUUCCCACUUAUGUCACUACUCCUCCAUUUCCUAGUCGUUUGAGAAAGACAAAGAAAGAUGAAGAUGAACAGGAAAUACUAGAGACUUUUCGCAAGGUUAAGUUUUCAAAGGAGUUAUGCACCAAUAAGAGGAAGCUAAAAGGGAAUGAAAAGGUGAGUGUGGGGGAAAAUGUUUCAGUGGUUCUUCAAAAGAAACUUCUACCAAAGUGUAAGGAUCCUAGCACCUUCACUAUUCCUUGCACUAUUGACAAUAAAAGGAUUGAAAUAUGUACUUUAGAUUUGGGUGCUUCAAUCAAUGUAAUGCCUUACUCUAUUUAUACCUAUUUGAUUUUGGGACCACUGGAAGAAAUGAGGGUGAUCAUACAAUUAGCGGAUCAUUUUAAUGCCUAUCCAAGGGUAGUAGUAGAGGAUGUAUUGGUUAAAGUAAGUGAAUUGGUUUUUCCGGUGGACUUUUACAUUCUUGAUACGGAAGAUGACUCAAUUCCAUGUUCUACACCAGUAUUAUCGGGAAGGCCAUUCUUAAAGACAGCUAGAACUAAGAUAGAUGUUCAUGAGGGAACUUUGACCAUGGAGUUUGAUGGUGAGGUGAUUCACUUUAAUAUUUUUGAGGCCAUGCGGUAUCCAAGUGAUGUUCAUUCAGUUUCUUCAAUUGAUAUUCUGGACUCAUUGUCACAAAGAGUUCUAGAUUUACAUGAAGAGGAUGGGUUAGAUGUUGUUUUGAGGGAACCAAUAGACUUGAAGAAAUAUGAUGUCACUACCGAAGUAAAGGAGAUAGUGGCUACACUUAAUAGUGGUGGAGAGGUUUCUAAAGAGGUAUCAUUCUUAGAGUUGCCUGUUUGUCAUGAGCAACUUCAACCAUCUGUUAAAUCACCACCUAAGCUUGAAUUAAAACCACUACCCGAGCAUCUCAAAUAUGUUUACUUGGGUGAGAAAGAGACAUUGCCGGUUAUUAUCACCACACAACUUACCCAAGUACAAGAGGAUCGUUUGAUAAGGGUGCUUUAG
This is a messenger RNA of Humulus lupulus (European hop), 1317 nucleotides long. RefSeq lists its product as uncharacterized. NCBI's taxonomy places the organism in Eukaryota, Viridiplantae, Streptophyta, Magnoliopsida, Rosales, Cannabaceae. Bases 1 to 1317 code for a protein of 438 amino acids. The transcript is spliced from 2 exons. The record is from RefSeq and is a predicted model, not a curated record.